AUGGCUCAAUUACCAGAGGAUCGUUUAAUACCUGAUGAACCACCAUUCACUAGAGUUGGCGUGGACUAUUUUGGUCCUUUUGAAGUGAAAUUGAAGAGAAGUCACGUCAAACGUUAUGGUGUUAUCUUUACUUGUCUUGCCAGUCGUGCUGUGCAUUUAGAAGUUGCGUCUUCUUUGACUACAGAUUCCUACAUCAACGCUUUACGUCGUAUCAUUGCACGCAGAGGUCAGGUGAAGAAAAUUCGCUCGGACAAUGGGACAAACUUUGUUGGGGCAAAUCGUGAACUUAGAAACUCGAUAAACGACUGGAAUGUGUCACAGAUUCAUGAAGCAAUGCUACAGAAAAACAUAGAUUGGCAUUUCAACCCCCCAGCAGGAUCCCAUCAUGGAGGUGUCUGGGAGAGAAUCAUCAGGACCAUAAGAAAAGUGAUGAACAGUGUUCUUCGAGAACAGAUCCUAGAUGAUGAAGGACUCAAUACACUUAUGUGUGAAAUAGAGGCCAUUCUCAAUGACAGACCAAUAACCAAGAAUUCCGAUCAUCACAACGACCUAGAGGCUUUGACACCAAAUCAUCUCUUGUUAAUGAGACAACAGCCAAAUUUACCGUCAGGUGUGUUUACGAAAUCUGACAACUACUGCAGACGUCGUUGGAGGCAGGUUCAAUAUAUGGCCAACCUCUUCUGGAACCGAUGGGUGAAAGAAUACCUACCAUUACUGCAAGAGCGUCAAAAGUGGCACGAAGUGAAGAGGAACCUGAAAAUCGGUGAUGUGGUUUUAGUGGUGGAUUCGAACUCUCCUCGUAAUUCCUGGCCCAUGGGUGUGGUUUUAGAGACUGUUCCCGAUCGUUUUGGAUUGGUGCGACAAGUUAAAGUAAAGACAGCAACGAACACUUUGAUGCGUCCAAUAGAUAAACUGUGUCUUAUUUUGGAAAUGGACGAACCUUCUGUGUGA
Magallana angulata is the source of this 951-nucleotide messenger RNA. RefSeq lists its product as uncharacterized. The coding region runs from base 1 to 951 and encodes 316 amino acids. Gene Ontology annotation, molecular function: nucleic acid binding. Lineage: Eukaryota; Metazoa; Mollusca; Bivalvia; Ostreida; Ostreidae. Gene Ontology annotation, biological process: DNA integration. The record is from RefSeq and is a predicted model, not a curated record. The transcript has a single exon.